Molecule: messenger RNA, 1975 nt
Organism: Aspergillus vadensis CBS 113365
Lineage: Eukaryota; Fungi; Ascomycota; Eurotiomycetes; Eurotiales; Aspergillaceae
Exons: 4
Coding region: 1-1575 (524 amino acids)
Source: RefSeq, a predicted model, not a curated record
AUGCCUACACAAAAGUGUUCGAAGAGAAGACAUACAAAGGACGACUCCUCUCACUGCUCUCUCGAGACGAGUGCGCUGCUCUACAAGACGCCUAUCUGGCGUCCCUUCCGAGGGAUUGGUCUGCCUGCGUAUGUUGUUUGCUCCUGUGGGGGUGAGCUCUGGGGCAGGGAAGAUGUUCCUGAGUUGAAUCAAGCCGCGGUGUUGGGGCAUACCUUACUCCAUUAUGGUGCAGAGGGGGGCUGCGCGGCUUGUAUCAAGACUGGUGUCAUAUUCAUGUUUCGAGCCUGGCUUCUAAGUUCCAGCGAAGAUCGGGAGCUAAUAGCACUUUCGUUGGUCGCAGCUUGUGAGUGUGUUUCAAGGCAGUAUCUGCUGUCAACAAGUGAGAACGUCAUUACCCAGGACCUCGCCCUUGAAUGCCCGGGGCCAUGCCGGCAGCGCGCUCUCAAGUGGUGCCAUGGUGUGAGGCCUAGUAAAGCAUUGGAUAUGCUUGCUGGUGUUGAAGAAGACUUGAACGGCUCAUUCCGCAAAGGCUUAACGUCUUAUGUCAAGGGUAUCGCGACUUUCUAUGCCUGCUCAGUUAUGACAGGGCCAGGCCAGGCCACAGACCGACCAGUCCGACAAACGAAGCUCCCUUCGCUUGAGGCCUAUCUCCGUGAACGGCUGGCUGACGGCUUCUGGUAUGCAAUGAAAGCAGCAGUCAGCUCUCCAGAUGCCGACAGACUCUAUCUCACCCGAUACUCAACCGGAAUCCAUGAGUAUGCCAUUGAUUCGGCAUGUGCAUUUGAUACUCUAGGCCACGCCCGGGCACUCAAAGAGGAUGCACUGUACGGUGCAUGCAAUUAUGAUCGCCAGCCAUUAGACCAGCUUCCGGAUUCAAGACCCGAUUCUUACGACGAUAUUAUCUAUGCUGCGGGGUACUUAUCCCUGGCAUCAUACGUGUGGGGUGCCAAUCCGCACCUUGACCUGUUACGCGGACAAGUCAAUCAAGAUCCUGCUACCCCUCUGCCCGAACACUGGUAUGCUCGAGUUUGGCAUGAUGCACUGUUUGGUCAGUCUGCACCUGAGGAGCUUUACAAAUGGACAGCACGUACCAAAGACAACGGGAGCUUCACAGGGGAUCGAGAUUUCACCGAGUGUCAAUCUGACUGCAGCUGUCUGGAAAGAUAUCAUAAAUAUGGUCUAGGCGCAACAUUGUUCUGGGCACGGGAAACGUGGUGUGGCGUAUCCUGUCCGUCUGCGCCAUUUGAUGUCUGGAUGUUUGGCUCCUUUGUCGACGGUGUACGGGCUGUUCUUCGUUGUGGGGAGGGAAAGCAUAGCCCUGCACCAGUACGAAACGCGUCUGCAGCCUUGCCCGUCCGAAAAGCAUGCAUUGGCGGGAGUGCGCAGGUGAGAUGUCAAAUCAUACAUCUGCUUGUAUGGUGUGCCGUCGACCAACGCUCCAAGACCCCAAGGACACUGGCCAAGAAGCCAAGGGGUCGCAGGAGAUUCUGGGGGUUUGUGUGCAAGCCAAUUGGUAUUGUGAAACGAAUAGUGGCAGCUCUGGAUUUUACGAAGAAGUCCGUACUAGUCUUUUAACUUAAACAGAUUAAGGAAGGCUCGGGCGAUCUGGAGUAUAUUGCGUGGAUUAAAGGGAUAACACAAGAGAAAUCUUCAACUUUCGAUUGAUAUUGAGAGAGGACAUUGGAGAAAUGAGAGGAAUGGCAUACACAGUAACCUAGAGACUGAAACGAACUUACUUGACUUGGUUACUGCACCGAAGCAGUGCUAAGAGAAGUGGACGGGACCGCUCACUACUAGCGUCUGAGCUUUUAAGUCUAAGGCUCUAAGCAGCAUCGUACCACUUCUCGAUUGUGGCACCGUGGAGUGCAUAUCCCCCAUGGGGAGAUAUGGAGAAAAGUUUGGCAACGUAGCAUUGACAAUCUGAAAGUGUCGAUCAUGAGCCAGAGAUCAUUGAAACCUGGGAUUGUGGAGAGAG